This is a messenger RNA of Camelina sativa (false flax), 1098 nucleotides long. NCBI's taxonomy places the organism in Eukaryota, Viridiplantae, Streptophyta, Magnoliopsida, Brassicales, Brassicaceae. The record is from RefSeq and is a predicted model, not a curated record.
AUGGUCCAUGAACUAUCUUCAAGAGUCCACCGAGCCACGAGCUCCUCCCCCAACCUUGAUCGAGUGCUCGAAGAAUUCCAGCGCUUACCGUUUAUAUCACGGAUCUCUCGCGUUCAAGUUCGUUACGUAAACAACUUCAAGUUCACCCCGUACAACGGAUUAGAUGAUCCGAAACCGUUUUUAACUUCAAAGAGUUUUGCAAUCAGCCGAGCUCAUUUCAGCGAUGAAGAGUACGAAGCUGGCUGCUGCCAGCUAUUCGUCGAGAAUCUAGUCCAGGAAGCUCUGGGGUGGUUCUCCCGGCUCCCGCCGAACUCGAUAGGGAGCUAUCACGAGCUGACCACCGCCUUUCUCCAACAUCACUCUACGUUUAUGAUUCAAGGUGCCUCAAACGCCGAUCUCUGGAACAUUUUCCAGCGGAACGACGAAUCUCUCCGAGACUUCAUGGAGAGGUUUAAAAGAAUCGUCUCGAAGCUCUCGAUAGCUUACGACACAACAAUAUCAGCUCUCCGAAAUGCUCUCGCUCAAAGCUCCUGGUUCAGGGAGGACAUCAUAAUACAUGGGCCUUUGACUCUGGAUGAAGCACUACACCGUGUUAACAGAUACAUAGAGUUAAACAAAGAAAGGGCAUCGAGGACGAACCGUCCAGAACCGCCGACCCCAAAAUCGGCCAAAGGAAAAGAGAAGACACAAGACGAGCAUCGCGAGCCUCGUCAACACCUUGACAAGGAAUACGCUGAUAGGUUGGACAAGGGAAAGAAAGUUCAAACGUUUGCAGUUAGUAAUCAAGAUCCCAAGGCAUCUUCAUCAAAAUCCUGGAAUAACAAGUGGGUCCGAGACCCAUCGGGAAAAGGUGGCAACAAAUAUUGUGAAUACCACAAACGAGCAAGGCACUCAACAGAAGAGUGCCGCACCCUCCAACAAAUAUUGCUCGACAAAUUUAAAGAGGGCCAAAUUGACGUUGAUCUCGAGCGACGACAAAUAGCUGUUCACAAGGAUAACCAUUUCUUCAAUCCUGAGAACGAAAAUACAAGCAAGCAAUAUAACACCGCCCCCGCGCCACAACCGGGACCCGAAACCCUGCCCUGCCCCCACCAUUAA